UGUGGACGUGGGCCCCGCCCUCGCCACUUUGCCUCUGCGGUCGCCCAACCAACCAACCAACCAACCCAGCCAGCCAGCCACCCGCGCCUUGGCAAUGAUUAACUAACCCAGCGGCGUCGGCGUCACCUGCCUUAACCUGAGUCAGGCUUCGGGAAGAGCCUCAGAGGGAAGAAAGGAGAGGGAGAAAGGAAGGAAGGAGAAAGGAUCCCGAGAGCAAGAGCCGCCUCUUCGCUCUUGACGUCUGGAACCGGCUGGGCGAGGAAGGCAGGCGGAGGAGGAGGAGGAGGAGGAGGAGGAGGAGGAGAGAGCGGGGCAGGUCUUUCUUCUUGCCUUCCUUUCUUCCCGAGCGGCCAAAAAGAAAGGAGAGAAGGAAGGAAGGAGAGGAAGGAGAGCCAUGGCUUAGCAGCGAAGGGUUGAUCCUGCCUUUGGGUGUUGCUUUGGGGGCCCGGAGGGGCUUUGGCGCAGCGCUGGAGGGCGAGGAGCAAGGAGGGAGAGAAGCCCCCGCCGCCGCCGCCUCUGCAGGGAAGGAUGGUGAAAAGUUGAAGUGCCAAACGCCAUAAUGAGUGUGACGUCAUGGUUUCUGGUGAGCAGUGCGGGCAUUCGCCACCGACUCCCUCGGGAGAUGAUAUUUGUUGGCAGAGAAGACUGCGAGCUGAUGCUCCAGUCUCGCAGCGUGGAUAAGCAGCAUGCUGUUAUCAACUACGACAAGGAGAAAGAUGAGCAUUGGGUGAAGGAUCUGGGAAGCUUAAAUGGGACUUUUGUGAAUGACGUACGGAUUCCUGACCAGAAGUACAUCACGUUAAAACUGAAUGAUGUGAUCCGCUUCGGCUAUGAUGCUAAUAUGUAUGUUUUAGAACAAAUCCAGCAUAAAGUCCCAGAAGAAGCACUGAAGCAUGAGAAGUACACCAGCCAGCUUCAGAUGAGCUUUAAAGGCACAGCGGUGAAAAGGGCGGAGCAGCCAAUGGAGCAGAGUGGAGAUCCUGAGUCAUCCCAGGCCAAGCUGGAGAAAGGAGAGAAGAAAGCUACUACAGAGACAAAUACUUACCGCACACCCCUUUAUGGCCAGCCAUCGUGGUGGGGAGAAGAUGAUGCCAAUAAUAAGUUGGAAUCAACAGAUGAAAGAAGGGUAGAAGAACAGUAUUCAGAGAGAACAAAAGACAUAGUUCAACAUGAAGAAGAAAUCAAUGGCAAUAUCACUGGAUACAAGGAUUCGCAAGGUGAUGCUUUGUAUGCAUUCCGACGAGAACCUAGUUACUUUGAAAUCCCAACAAAGGAAUUCCAACAGCCGGUGAAAUCUCCAGAGGCACAGGUCCACGAAAUCCCCACCAAAGACGUUGAUGCAGCUGUGCUGCCAGUUGUACAGAGCCACGCUUCGUUCACGAUUGAGUUUGAUGAUUGCACCCCGGGCAAAAUCAAGAUAAAAGAUCACGUCACCAAAUUUUCACUCAGGCAGAGACGGAACCUCGGCAAGGAAGCCGGUCACGUAGAAAUGAUCUCGGCAGAGAACAAAGUGGCGGAUUGGCUGGUCCAGAAUGAUCCGAGUCUCAUAAGAAGGCAGUCACCAGGAGAUGAUGUAUACAGUACCAAAAGUGACCUCCCAGUUCAUGUGAAGACUCUGAAGGGUAACAGACAUGAAGAUGGGACGCAGAGUGACUCUGAAGACCCAGUAGUGCCCAAACCAGAGAAGGAGACACCAACUAACGACCAUAUAACUGAGCAAGCCAGGCUCCAGCGCCAAAUUCGACGUGACCCCCAGGAGCUGCUCCAUAACCAGCAGGCUUUUGUCAUAGAGUUCUUUGAUGAUGACACGCCCCGGAAGAAAAGAUCACAGUCUUUUACCCACUCUAGUCAGACCGAUAUGGAUCCCACCUUGAAGACCAAAGUUGAGAAACGCAAGAUUAACGUGCCUGCUGAGAAGCCAGGGAAUUCUCUGCCGCCACAGCAUUUGCCCACUGGAGGAUCCAAAGGGCCAGUCAACUCCUUCACCACUCCAAGAGCUGGUUCGUUUAAGAGAGAGAAGACCGAGGAGAGAGCAAAUUCAUCUUCCUCUUCCACGUCGAAGGCAUCUGUAAAGAGCCAUGGCAGCGUUGGGCGGAAGUCGAAAAUCUCUCAGGACUUUGCUGCUGAAUGUUUACGGGAGAGCUCCCAGUCUGUGAAAGCCAACACAGAGAAGCCACCCCCAAUGCCACCUCCACUCACUCCACGGGUAGUCGUAGCUCCUCCAGCCCCAGAACCAGUCCCAUUGUUAGUUGCUGAUCCUAAGCUGAUGAAGGCUAGAAAGCAUGAAGAAGAGGACAGCUUGAGCGAAACUGGCACCUACACCAUUGAAACAGAGACACAGGAUAAAGAAGUAGAAGAAGCUCGAAAGAUGAUUGAUCAGGUUUUUGGUGUUUUGGAAUCUCCCGAAUUUUCAAGAAUGUCUUCAACCUUCAGGCCUGUUAUAAAAGGUGAAAAAGAAGAAUUGGGAUCCCAUCAUUUGAUCGGCGAGAAUGGCUCCGGCCCAAAGAUUACUAUGAUGCAGGUCAUCGCUUCCAAAGUGGCUAGUGGGCAUCACGCAGACAUGCAGUUACCGCCUUCCUCUCCGGUUGGACAGAAAUGGGUAUCAAGAUGGGCAAGCCUUGCAGAUAGUUAUACAGACUCAGGAUCUUCUCCUAGCACUGGAGAAACCCCUCUGCAGCCCUCUCAGGCCGGAAUAGAGAAAGACUCCAGUUUUAGAGUGGGAGACACUGAGAACUCCAUUGCAGCACGGACAAGACGGCUUCUUCCUCAGCUCCCUCCUGGUGACAAAUCCGAAAGCCCAACACCAACCAUAUUAAUUUGUCAAGAGCCUUACACGGAGGCACCUCCAAGAAAUACUGGUAUUUCUGACCAAGGGACAGAAAUGUACCUAGAUCCUUCCAGUCGACUGUUAAUUCAGGAAGAUUUGGAUCCUGAUAGCCUUAGUGAUGCAAGCAAAUCUGAUGAUGGUUUUGGCUUGGAAAAAGGCAGGAAAGGCCCAGAUGGCACCAAAGUUUCAGAACAGACAAAGGCUGAAAAUUCAAAAUCCAAAAAUCGUCAGCACAUGGUGCCAAGGCUUUCUGGCCUAAGAGCAUCAAGCGAUCCUCUGUCUACAUCUUUCUAUAUUGGAGAUGAGGAAGAAGAGAUAGGGGUUCCUUCAAAGCUUCCUUCCAGCACCUCACCUUCUCGAACAGACAAGGAGGAGACUUCUUUCAAAUCUGGAAAGCCAGCUGUCAAGGGGGUUAGCAAUACCUACAUUAGCUCAAAUGGUAAAAUGGUGAUUUCAUUACACCAGGGUCUUCCUCUUCCACCGCAGGAAGUUGCAGCUACAAAAGAAACAUCUUCUUUUGUUCGGCAGGAAAGCUUUACCAAAGAGAAAUCAAGCAGCAGUGUUCCUCAGAACAGGCUACCGCAUAUUUCAAGCCACCCUCUGCUUAAGGAUCUCGAUGUCGCCCGUGCAAAUCGUAUGGAUUAUAAUCAGGACACCCACCUUCUCCUUAAAGAUACUGAAACUGCUCUGGCAGCAUUGGAAGCCAAAAUCCUCUGCCAAACUCACCAGCUUGAAGUUCCCGAAAAUACUCUGGGCCAGUUAGAAGACUCUUUAUCUGGAGAAUCAGAUGUGGACACAGCUAGCACUGUCAGCUUGGUGAGUGGCAAAAACCUUCCAAGCCAUCCUCCAAAGCGUAAGCCUGUGACCACUUUGCAAAAAGAGAAGUCUUCUUCUGCACCAUCUGUCCAAGACCAGAAUGUUCAACCGAGCGCACGCGAACGGCUUUCAGAGAAACGGAAAACUCUGCCUCUCGAGAUAGGAAACAAAAGUGAGAAUACAAAACGUUUCCAAGUAAAACGCGGCACAGGGACGGGUGGGUCUCUGGAUUACACAGAUGAUGAACGGAGUGGGAGUCACCCAUAUUCACCAGCAAGUGAAAUAGCCUCCUCAGACCAAGAGCAAAGCACCUCGAGGUCUAUCUCCAGAAAGAAGCCUUUCUCGCAGUCCACCAAAGAAGAGCAUAGCAAAGUCACACCAACAGUGCAAAAGAUCCAACAAGUCCUCACUAGGUCCAAUAGUUUAUCUACUCCAAGACCCACGAGAGCCUCAAAACUCCGCCGUGCUCGAUUGGGAGACACUUCAGAUAAUGAGAGCGCCGAUACUGAAAAGGCUUCUCCUCACGAGGGCAACGGAGCACCUUCCAAGCAACCAGCAGAGACCAAAAAAUUGUCAAGGCUGGACAUCCUUGCCAUGCCAAGGAAACGGGCAGGGUCUUUCACUGUGCCAAGUGACUCCGAAAGUGCCCCACCAAGACAGACAUUCUCUGGGCGCAGCGCGGAGUCUUAUUAUUCCACCCGAAAGCCCCCCGUUUCUGAAGCUAGAAAUGCUGCAAGGAAAACGGCAGCAGCAGUUGCUGCUUCAAAGCAGGCUUUUACCAGGACACGCUCAAGCAGUGUCAAGUACUCCUCGUCUUCCACUUCGAGGCGGCGACAACAGGGCUCAGAUUAUACUUCCACUUCCGAUGAAGAGUACGGCUCAAACCAGAGCUCCCCUAAACACAAACGCUCCCAUACUUCAACAGCCACCCAGACGCCCCGUGCCCGAGCCUCCGGGCUGAAUAAGCAGAAGCACAGCAACAGCAGGGAAACGGAAGACGAAGAUUUUGAUGAGCACGAUCCCUACAACUUCAUGGCGCAGACGGCGGAGAUUGCAGAAAUAGCCAGGUUGAGCCAGACUUUGGUGAAGGAUGUAGCAAUUCUUGCUCGAGAGAUUCAUGAUGUUGCUGGAGAUGGAGAUUCCCAGAGUUCAUCUGGAACUGGACCAAGCACCUCCCAGAGUUCUGUGCCUAACACCCCUGCGUCUACAAUAUCAGCAAGGGAAGAGUUUCACAUGGACCUUUUACUGCCUAUCGCUCAUUCAUCUUUGCGGGCAGCAAUUUCAUCUCAGAGAUCCAGGAGCAGAGCCAGAGGGCACAGUAAAGUUGUAAGCAGGAUGUCAAGUACAGCUCCACAGCUUCUGAAAAAACACAGUAGUGGGUUGGUCCAACACAUACCAGAAGCAAGUCUGAACUACCAGAAGGUGCCUCCUGGGUCAAUGGGAUUCCAUGAUUUUGACCAAAAUAUGAAUGACAGUCGAGAGGAAGAUCUCACAAGAAAAACAAGGAUAAGAAACAGGGAAGAAGUAAUCUUUGAUAACUUGAUGCUAAAUCCAGUGUCCCAGUUAUCCCAUACCAUCCGGGAAAAUACAGAGAGCCUGGCAGAGAAAAUGAAAAUUCUGUUCCAGAAUACUGAGCGAACGUGGGAGGAGAUGGAAGCCAAAAUAAAUUCUGAAAACGAAGUGCCAAUUCUAAAGACCUCGAACAAGGAAAUAAGCUCUAUUCUGAAGGAGCUGCGCAGAGUCCAGAAACAACUUGAAGUUAUAAACGCGAUCAUUGACCCAAGUGGAAACUUGGAUAUCCUUGCCAAUAAUAAAACAUCCUCUGCUACGUCACACUCUGCGGCUGCUAAAGUCAGGACUGCUAACAACAUUUCAGGGCCCAUGUUGGAGGCGUUAUCCCCUGCCAAGAAAAGAAAUUAUGUACAGAAAUCGAACUUUGUUCCUAAUAGCCUGCAGGAUGGUACGGUGUUUGUUCCAGAUGGGGAGAAAUACGUCAUCUGAUGGAAUAUUUUCUAGUGCUUAUCCUCUUGUAUGUAAUCUUCCGUGGUGUUAGUAUUGUGUACGAGUGGUUGUGGGCAAGUCUGCGUGGAGCAGUUGUUUAGAUUGCUAACACAUUGCACAAAAUGGGAAAGAAAUAGGUACAAUCUAUGCUGUGUGCGGGGUGAGUGGAAGCUCUCUAUAGAUGCCUUUUGUGAGGGGGGUGGGAAGAAACUAGCACUGUGGAACAGCACAUACUCAGCAUAGAAGCAGGCUCCGAUUUUAAUAGAAAGCUACCGAUGCAUCAUUCCUCCAAUGUGCCAUAGCAAAACGAGCUUUGCGUAUUUUUCACUCCAUACUGCCGAAACACUACUACGUUCUUGUAUCUAGCUUGUUCAUAGCUGCCUGUUUAGUUGUAUAGAGGCUCCAUUUUGAAAAUGUACCUUCUUGCAGGGGGCAGUGAGGGGGGAGGGGGCUGCUGGUGCUGUAUAUUUAUUUUUUAAACUAGCAGAGCAUUCAAUCAUUCGACCAGAAUUUACAUUUUAUUGUCAGGUUAAGUGACGCAGCAAAGGAAGGUUCGUUUUACGAAAGCAGUGACUUUCAUCCCUUUUUCAAGGAGGAAACAAAGAUGACAUUGAUUCAUUCCCCGUCCAAACAGAUGGCUUUCACUAUUCCUCUGGGAACGGUAAUUAAAAAGUGCAGAUGAUGGAGAGCCAGUAAAUAAGUUUGCAUCUUGGUUUUCCAUAUGCUCCUUUAGCUGAGCGGUUCCAAAUAUAGAGGUCUAGAGGAGACAAAUCAAUGAAUGGCCAGGAUUUUGUCUAACAAGGUUGCCAGUCUGAAGCCAUUUCACGGUAUUUGCUGGGAAACAAAGCUCUGGUGUAGUCCUAAUCUCUUUUUAAUACAACCAACAGGGUCCUCAUUUACUGCAUAUCAUUCCAGAGAGAGUAAAAGAAAUUGUUCCAUGUGUGGGCAGUGACAGAUGGUUGAAAAUGAGACACUUCUCCACCCCUUCCAUUCCUCUAAAUGCCAUUGAUAUCCUUAAGAGGAAACUUUGGCCCUCCAGGUGUUUUGGACUUCAACUCCCACAAUUCCUAACAGCCAGUAGGUUGUUACAAAUUGUGGGAGUUAAAGUCCAAAACACCUGGAGGGCCAAAGUUUGCCCAGGCCUGCUUAAGAGCAUAAUUGUACAGGUCACUCCUUCCACUCAGAGAGGUCCUGUAUUGAGCAGUAGUAGAAGUGGGCUUAGCUCCACCUCCUGCUGGCUCCAGGAUUUUGGAGGCCUUGGGCAAAGCAUGACCAGCCAAGCCAGGCUUAAACUUGUAAGUAUGGAGUGCCCAAACUAAGCAUCUUCUAGUGCUGCCUCUUGGAUGCUCCAUGCUAAAAUGAGAAUAGCAACACUAUUGAGCCAGUGGUCCCUAUGCUGCUCUUUGGCCUCUCGCCAAUGCCCAACUUGCCAUGAGCUGGAAGAUGCCCAAGCACAAUCAUAGCAACUUAUACAAUAUCUGUGCUUUCACACUAUAGACUAGAUAUAAAAAAAUAUCAGGGAUAAUGUUCAAAUUGCUUAGCUUACAGGAACAUGGAAGUCCAGAGAUCUUAGAAAUAUUCCAUCUGAUAUUUCCUUAGGUGGGAUUCAUAGUUUCAACCUAGUGUAUACUCUGUCUUGAUGUUGGUUAACGUAUUUCCUUCAGUACUCAAUGUACUAUCGUUGCUUCAAAACGUUUGCACCACAAUGAAUAAAAAAUUUGCUUUGAGGGUCAAGGGUACACAAGCAAAGCAUGGAUGGUGAAUCACUUUCAGAGGAAGAGCUUAAGCCUCACUUCUUUUCUAACACUGGUGCCAUCUUGCUACUGUUGAAUUCAAAUGUGCGAUUUCUAUUUGGCUUAGGAGAAUUAAAUAUGUCAGGGCUGAUGUUUAAAUACAGUAUUACUAGUAUGGCUUGACUGUUAAUAUUCAGCCUAAUGCCAAGAAUAUUUUUUCAGCAAUUCUGAGAUGUCUGCUGUUAGAAUACCAGAUUCCCCCCCCCCCCCCAAUUAAAACAUGGUUUUCUACUUCUAUUUGCCAAAUCAGUGCUGGUUUGUUGUUGAACAGUAUCUCACAGCAAUCUAACCUGUAGCUAGGGAGCAUCACAAGUUGUCCAUCCUUGUUAUCAUCAAUGGAGGUAACCUCUCUAGUUUUAACUUGAGCUUAGCUUUUGGAAUAUGCUUGAAAUGCCAUAGCUCACUGGCAGAGUAGAUGGUAAGUAUGCAGACGUUCCAAGGUUCAAUACUUGGCUUCUCCAGCAAAGACAAUAACAGAUAGCAUGGUUGAGAAAACCAAGGAUUGGAAAACUCAAUUUUUGAAACUAGAAUUCCCAACUAAUGUGGCCAAACUGCUUAGACUUUGGAGACUUACUUUGAGGCAAGGUGGACAUGGAUCAAUAGGACAAGACAUUUUCCAGUGAGGGAAAGUAAAUCCCUUUAAGAAUGAUCAGUGAUAGAACUAGUGGGAGAAUUCUGGGAGUUGUAGUCCAAAGAAGUAACUUGUCUAAGAUCUAAUUGCUGAUUUGUGGCAGGUUGAGAGACAUGUUAGUUCAUGGGACCAAGGAUGGGUGGAUGAAGUCUGUAAAUGUUUCUAAUAGAGAAGAUAAGUUUAUUAUCUUCAAACUUCCAUAAUCUAAGAUAGUAGAGGUCAAACUGUCCAGUCAGAUGAAGAAAACACCCCUUAUAGAAAAUCCAGCACAUUCAAAUUCAUUUCGUUUUGUGACGUGUAUCUUUCUUAGAUACAGUGCCCCCCAAUAUCUCCUGGGAUUCAGUUCUAGAACUACCAAAGGUGCCAAAUUAAUGGAAGCUCAAAUUUCAUUAUAUACAACGACAUAGUAAAAUGGCACCCCUUAUGAAAAUGUUUGUGUGUGUUUUUUUUAAUUUUUGUCUCUGAAUAUUUUUGAGUCAUUGGAGGUUGAAUCCAUGGAUCCAUGGAUCCGGAAUCUGUGGAUACAGAAGACCAACUGUACAUGGCUUUGAGGAGCUAAAAAAAACCCCAAAAACAUAAAUGCUUUUAUUAGCUGGAGAGGGUUGCCAAAAGGCAGAGCUCCAGGUUCAUUUAUUCCCCCACUUUUAAUCCCAUAUGGUACUUAUAUGAUAUUGCUGGACUACAAAUCCCAGAAUCUUUAAGUUAACUGAGAGAUUCAGGGCACUGUAAGCACCCCCCACCCCAAAUGUGGGAAGCUAUUUUCUGGCUGUACGGUUGUCAGUGGCAUAUAGUCAAUGUAUGAAACUACAUGAUCAAACACUUUAGUUCGUAAUGAAUUUAAAGCUGGCCAUAAUCAGGUGAAUUCAUAAUAACAUCCACCUAUUUUUAGCUUGAUGGGUUGUUGCCUGAUAAUUUUUCAUUCAUAAUCCUUGAUUCAUUUCUUCAGGAAUAUGCCAACAGUUGUUCAACUUACUUCAAAUGGACAGGGCACAAGGGUGGCUGCAUUACACAACCUUGCCCUCACACAAUUCUUUACCAGAAUAGAGAGCAACAUUACACAUUUGUUCUCUUAUGUAAACCUGUGGUCUUUGAGGUUGAGGUAUUUUGUGUGCUAGAAUCUAUACCAAUAGUAUGUUCUCAUGUGAAUAUUCAGUGAGUCUGGAGGAUUGUUAGGGUUUCUGAAUGAUAAUGAUCUAAUCCAAUUGUCCUGCUGCACACAGCAUCAUAUAUCAAUCCAAACUAUGCCUAGUAUGUUCUCUAUUUCAGUUUGGUCUGUCUUGUGUCAGGCGCAGGUAAGUCAAAGAGGAAGCCACGGGACUCUAAUCUUUCCCUGGUUUGAGUCAUUCAAAAGCAGUGGUUCUCAACCUGUGGGUCCCCAGGUCUUUUGGCCUACAACUUCCAGAAAUCCCAGCCAGUUUACUAGCUGUUAGGAUUUCUGGGAGUUGAAGGCCAAAACAUCUGGGGACCAAGAGAGUUGAGAACGAAUGCUCUAAAGGGAUGGGGAACAUUUGACCUGCUAGAUCAGUGGUUCUCAACCAGUUGGUCCCUAGGUGUUUCGGCUUACAACUCCCAGAAAUCCCAGCCAGUUUACCAGCUGUUAGAAUUUCUGGGAGUUGAAGGCCAAAACAUCUGGGAACCCACAGAUUGAGAACCACUGUGCUAGAUGUUUUGGACUACAACUCCCACUAUACCUUAUUGUUGGCCAAGGUGGAUGAGCUAAUGGGACCUGUAGACCCAGGCAUCCAGAGGGCCAAUGAUAUCCCAUCUCUGCUGUAAAGCAUAUGUAUUUUUCCAGCCUAACACUGCAUGCAGUGUGUCAACCCUUCAUCUGAGACUUUUGAAUGAUCCAAAUCCAAUUUAUUUUAAGGAUCAUGACUUUCUAGUUGUUCAGGGUUUACUUGGUUUUCUUUUUGAGUGUUACGCCUGUGUUAUUGCAUGUUUUGUUUUUAAAUUAAACUUCUACAUUUGACUGGUGAUUCAGGGGAAUAAAAAGCCAUUGAAUUUCAGUGGUGGAUUGGGUGUCUGGUUGCCUCAGGAUUCCUUCUGAAGAGUUCAGGCUUCGUUCUAUAAGCUUGACAAGGAAAGUUUCUUUCAUGAUCAUUGUAAAAAAUCUUGUUUUAUUAUACUAGAAUGAAUGUAAAUCCUUGAAAGAAUGCUCAUCCUCUUUGAGAAAAUAAUGUGUCAUUCUUAUGCUGCUAAAUUAAGUGGCAAGCCAAGGGCCAGUUUUAUACUGGUCAGAGUCUUUGCAUGAGUUUGAACUGAUGCUUGUUGUUUCCUAAAGACUGAGGUCAAACUACAAGAGUUGGUGAACUCUGCAUUUAGAAGUGGUGCUCCUUUAAGUGUUGAAAGAUUUAUAUUUGUCCUAAUAGGAUAUUUUUUUAAUUGCAGCAUCUUGUAGAUCAGCUUUCUUUUAUGACUGGUCAUCAGAAGUUAAAUAUGAGCUUCAUCUGCAAAAGACUGAUAAUCAGGAACCAGUUUCAGGAUCACCUGGAUGUAAAUGUGGGCUACAUUUGCAGUGACAGGUCAUCAGGAGCUCAUUUUCAGGUUCACCUGGAUGUAAACACAAGCUCCAUUUGCAAUGAUGGUGAUCAGAAGCCCUUUUCAGGGUCACCUAAAGCUAAACAUGGGCUUCAGUAGCAAGUCUUAUCCCUUAGGCAUGAAGCUCUGUAGUAAUCCUAUCACUGGAAAUCUAAUGUACUAUCAGUUCCUCGUUGCAAGCUAUCCCUUUUGUGCAGUUUAGCCCUCAGUGUAGGUCUGGAGUGGGUUAACAUGUUUGGAAGUGAAUGGCCCCAAGUCAUCUUUAAACGAAUUAAUGACAAUGUUUUCUCUGAAUGUUUACAGAUAACCUACUUUAAAAAAAAGAUGUACAAGUGCAAGAUGCUACUGAGUUUUUAUUUUGUUAAAUGGUCGCGAGGUUUGUUUGUUUUCUUUCUCAAAUCCAGCAAAUUCACACAUGACUUUUGCAGCUGUAAAAAGUACAUUAACUACCUGUUCACUUUCUGAUGUGCCCCGUGCUGAAUUGUGCCUAAAUAACCUGCUGUUGUUAUGCUGCUGAAAAUAUUUUCUGCUGUUCAAAAAAUACACACAAAUAUGUCCACCAGAUCAUCCAUUCCAUCUGCAUGCUUCACAAACGCAAGCUGAGCUGUAUGAAAGUAUAGCUGAAAUUCAACUUUGUAUAAGUCUAAACUGUUUAAAUGGAGUUAGGGAUUUUUUUGGUCUCUCUUUUCUUUCAUUUCCACAUGCCCCGUCAAAAUACGAUGUACAAUUUUAAGAUUCAUUGUUUCCCCAACCCCAAUUCAUAGACAGUGGGGCUUUCUUUUUCUCUUGUUUUUGGUUUUUGUUCAUGAUAAUUUAUUUUGUUUGGUUGUUAGGCAAUUUAUCUGUACAUUUUUGUUCCCAAGUGAUGAUGUGGAUGUCUUUCGAAACAAAAUAAAUGGUUAUUUUAUAUAAUUUUAUCAUAAA
Molecule: messenger RNA, 11530 nt
Organism: Anolis sagrei ordinatus
Lineage: Eukaryota; Metazoa; Chordata; Lepidosauria; Squamata; Anolidae
Source: RefSeq, a predicted model, not a curated record